CUACUAAGUACCUAUAAACUAACCUUAAACUACGACUACCACACAAUGGAAGCAACUUCUACUACAGAAGCUCUACUGCGUAAGCUUCAGGAGUUGCACUACAUUGUACAUGACCCUUUAUUGGGUAAUUUAGAGAACGACAAGUACUUUGAAAAUGCUCCUAAAUAUACAUCACUUGAACAAGUAUUCAAAGCUAAUGACUUAAAGGAUUCAUUAUUAAGAGGUAUAGAUAAGUAUAUGUUUCGUCCUACCCCACUCAAACGGAAGUAUGAAGAUGAGUUAGUAAGUCCACCUGUAAAAAUAGCCAAGACAGAAUCAUCUAAACCUUCAGUAAGACAUAAUAAAUCUGCUGUAGAAUCACUCCAAACUCAAGAUGAAUUAGAUGAACAACAACUUAAUGAAUUCCUUCAAAAAGAUAUUAAAACCCUUGAAAUCCUAUCAGUACCAGAACAUUAUCCUACCAAACCUCAUACGGUAUCGUCAUUGGCUGAAUUAUAUUAUUUAACUCAAACUCUUCCCUUAACUAAAUUACUUCCUGGAAGUCAUAAAGUAUUAGUAACUGAUAAUUUUGAACUGGCACUUUUAGAAGGAAAGAUUGCUGUAUUAUAUUCAAGAAUCGAAGAAUUAAAACGUCAAGGUAAAUGGUCACUUCGACAACCACAAAAGUUUUAUGAUCCUUUCUCAUAUAAGAAGAAGACAAAGAAGAAUACUUUCCAUUGGGAUAAUUUAUUACAUGAAGCUAAAUGGAUGGCAGAAGACUUUAAAGAAACCACCAAGUUUAAGAAAUUUUGUUGUGUUAUGAUAGCAAAUGCAAUUGAAGAGUAUUGGAUAAAGGGUAAAGAAGUAUGUAUUAAUCGUAAACCAAUUCGUACUUUGGAUGAAGUAAAUGAUAUAGAAAUACCUACGGUUGAAGAAGAACCAACUAUAGAUGUUGAUCAACUAUUGGCCCCAUCUGAAUCUGAAGUUACUACCAUUCCACCAGUUACCACCACCACUACCACCACCACCACCAUUACCAAAAGACAUUCAGGACCAUUCAAACCAUAUAUAGACAUGAAUGAAUUUAAGAAAAUUGAUCAAUCAAUCAUUAAGAACUUACCGAAAUUCACAGCCUUUGAUGAUCCUGCUAUACCUAAUCCUGUUCUUAAACCUCAUGAUACUCCAUUAGCUGCUGUAUCUCGAUUACUUCAUCCCUUUGAAGAUGAUGAUGAUUGGUAUAAGAUUAUCUUAAAGGAGCCUAUUAAAACUCGUACUCUGGGACCACCAGAAUAUCAAAAGGGACUCUUUGGAUUUCAAUCUCAUCGUAAAUUCAAUCCAUUAAAACCUCCUAAACCUCCAUUAAUUAAGAAUAUCGAAUAUAGAUCUCCAACCAUUUGGUUACCUCAAGAUGAUAAAUAUCUUAUUCAUUAUGUUGCUGAAUUUUGUUUUAAUUGGGAAUUGAUUUCGGAACAUUUAUCUGCUUCGAAUUCUUCAUCGAGUUUAAAGAAAUAUGAAUCUAAUAUUGAAAGAAGAACUCCUUGGCAAUGUUUUGAAAGGUAUAUUCAAUUGAAUGAAAAGUUUCAAUUUAGUGAUAUGAAAGGGUUAUAUGCUUAUCAUGCUCAACAAUGGUUAGAACAAGCUCAUCGAGCUCAACUGACAACUAAACGAAGAAUAUCUCCUUUAGGGGUUGGAGCUGAAUCCAUUCAAAGAGGUCAUAGAAGAUUAAGAUGGGGUUCAAUGUUUGAUGCUAUGAGGAAAGCUAUGAAGAAACGUGAAUUGGCUAUAGCUAAAACUAAUAGUCAAAGACGUCCAACUACUGAUUAUUCCUCGAAUAAUUCUGCCCCAAAUCAAAUCUCUAAUAAUAAUAAUAAUAAUACCACUCCGGGACAAGUUAAAAGAAAUGUCGAUAGAGUACCUAGUCCAGCGGAAUUAUCGAAAUUGAAAUAUGAAAGAGAUAAAUCGAUUCAAGAAGCAUACUUGAAUCAACAAGCUACUAGAUCUCGUAUGAUGGCUGCUGUAGCUCAACAACAAAAGACUCAACAAGGUAUGGUUGGUGGUGCCAGACCUCCACCAACUCAACCAGGUCAACAAUCAUCAUCUCAACCGGGUCAAGCUCCAUCCCAAACUCCAGUUCCAACAAAUGGAAAUGGAGCGGUAUCACAAUCUCAACCAGGUCAAGGACAAGGUAGAAUAGGUUCUAGUAAAUCUGAUGGAUCUAAUAGUACUCAAUCCUUACCACAACUGCAACUGUCAACUCCUGUUAUUGCUAAUGCUCCUAUCAAAAGACCCACUACGCCAAAUGGUACUCCAUACACGGCUGAACAAAUUCAACAACUCUUACAAUUCCAAAAACAAAGACGAUAUAUGCAACAGCAACAACAAUUACAACAACAGGGUAAGCAACUGGGUCCAGGAGGUCCAGUUUCUGUUGCAGGUAAUUCAGCCAAACUUAAUACUGGGCUCACCCCUAAUGCUAAUGUUCCAUUACAAAACCAACCUAUUGUACAAGCACAACAACAGGGACAAGGACCUAACAAAAGUCCUAUGAUGAAUGUUCCAUCGACUGCCAAUAGUCAAAAGCCUCGUAUUCAUUUUGCUCCUGCCCAAGUUUCGGCUAUUAUCAAUUCCAUUCAACAGAAGAAUCCUAACUACAGUAAAGAACAAGUCACUAAAUUGGCAGCACAAUAUCUUGCCAAUCUUCAGCAACAGCAACAGAACCGAUUCAACCAACAACAACAACAACAGCAGCAGCAACAACAACAGAAUCGACCUCUGAAUGCAAAUAGUCAGUACAUGUCUUCAGCCAGUGCUUCUCCAGUAAUGAAACAACAACAACAACAGCAACAGCAACAGCAAUUGGCCAACUUAUCACCUCAGGAUAGAAACCAAUUGCUCAUGAUGAAGAAUAAGGCCAAUCCGCCUACCCCACAGCAAUUGCAACAGCAAUUACACCAGCAGCAGCAAUUACAACAAUUACAACAAGCACAACUUCAACAGCGAGCUAUGGGAGCUGAUGGGAAUAGUAUCUCUAAGAUAGAGUAUGAGCGUAGGAAGCGAUUGCUUAUCCAGAAACAGCAGCAGCAGCAGCAACAACAGCAACAACAGCAACAGCAGCAGUAGUGAAUAGUUUUUACUGAGAGUCCGCUAGAUGCCGCGCCAUACCGCCGCCUCCCUCCCCGUAGUGUAAGUACGCGUAGCGAAAAAAAAUAUAUGCCAGU
Scheffersomyces amazonensis is the source of this 3197-nucleotide messenger RNA. It is a transcript of the gene VID21, whose product is annotated as Vid21p. Lineage: Eukaryota; Fungi; Ascomycota; Pichiomycetes; Serinales; Debaryomycetaceae. Gene Ontology annotation, biological process: DNA repair. Gene Ontology annotation, cellular component: NuA4 histone acetyltransferase complex. The coding region runs from base 46 to 3099 and encodes 1017 amino acids. Gene Ontology annotation, molecular function: chromatin binding. The transcript has 2 exons. The record is from RefSeq and is a predicted model, not a curated record.